AUGUUGUUCUCGAAAAGAGAAUAUCCAUGUGAGUUCAAUUCGCUCUUUGUUUUGUGCCAAAUGUUGGCCGCGGACAGUGAUUGUGGUGUAAGUGAGCCAGCUGUGGAAUUGUUGCAUUUGUUGAGAAGACAGUUUCUCGAUGAUUCACUGAUCACUUCACAUCAACAAACAACUAUGAACAAUUUCUCGAAUAACCAACUGGAAAUAUGUAAACUAUUAGCGAAAACGUAUCCAAAAAUCACGAUGUCCGUUUUCUCAGGUUGGAUUUAUAUUCACUUUUGA
Molecule: messenger RNA, 282 nt
Organism: Anisakis simplex (herring worm)
Lineage: Eukaryota; Metazoa; Nematoda; Chromadorea; Rhabditida; Anisakidae
Source: the annotation of a GenBank genome assembly